GAAUUCUUGGACAGUAAAAUCGGGGACGAAGUGGAUUCUGAAAUGAAUUCUGAAAUUGAGCCCCAGCGAGUUUGUGUAGCUGGAAGGAUGACAAGGCAGUUGGAAAGUUCAGAUACUCUUUUGAAUCCUUUACAUUCAUUACUGCCAAAG
Pelobates cultripes (western spadefoot toad) is the source of this 150-nucleotide messenger RNA. The record is from the annotation of a GenBank genome assembly. NCBI's taxonomy places the organism in Eukaryota, Metazoa, Chordata, Amphibia, Anura, Pelobatidae.